AUGGGAAACAAGAACCGACCCGAUGAAAGGGUAGUCUACCUGACCUUAAGAAAGGUGUUCAAAGGACCCAAUGCUAGAGUACGACGGCCGUCGUUGAUCCGGAAACUAAUCAUUGGGCAUCAAGACCACGAGGACAUCGCAGCUUUAAUUAGCGCACACAACAUCGACACAUUAUGCAAUAUAACGCGCGAGUUGCUUACAGAGCAGAUUUUUGAGGCGACACUCAAGGCGAAAAUUCGGUUUCCUGAAGUUUUUGACGUUUCGCCGGCCCAAAGCGCAGAUAGGGAUGCCUCUGACGCCGAGGCUGCUAGGAACGAUGCGAAAGCGAUAGAAGACGCUGCCCAGGGUCGCCAAGGGGUUGCCUCUGAUAUUACGCAAAUCGAAGCAGAUACCGCCGACAUCUUCCGAGCAAUAGCACCGUAUCCCGUCGCUAUUCCUGUCUACCUGCCCUUCAGAACUCAGCAUCGCCUUCUCGUCAAGGUACAAGCGAUCAUGGAACAGGCAUGCUUCGAGUUUGGACAGCAUACUAUGCCUGAUGUUCUGCGAAAGCGUCGAUGGGACUGUCCCGAGUCUUGCGAGCUUAAUCUCUGGGCUGCAGAAUUCCUAGCGCGCCAGAGUAUGUUUUCUGGGAAGGGGCCCGGCAUCGGGAAGCUAGUUGCCGGCCUUUUUCGCUCGGUAGCCGACAUCCGACACACCGCUGUUCACCGCCUCCGUCAUCGCGCAAGGGGAAUAGAGCAAUUCUUGCUUGACGCCGAGAGCCUAGUGAUACUCCUAAAAAACGAUGGUGGUCUAAAAUUAAUCAGAAAACUCCGGCGGGAUACGCAGUUAGCAAUCGAGGAGCUGGAACGCAACAAGCACGUUCUGAUAUCGAAGUUCGAGGAGACUUUGAAGAGAAUAGACGCGCAGCGGGCUGAGCUGGACCGGCUUGAGCAGGUGGCUAUGGCUAACAUGGUGAAGGAAGAUGGCGAGUACAGGACGUUUACUGGCACGAACUUGGAGCAAGAUAUCGAAUGCUUAGAAGUCGAGCAAUACGAUAUUGGCCAAGUAUUUUAA
Molecule: messenger RNA, 1053 nt
Organism: Chaetomium strumarium
Lineage: Eukaryota; Fungi; Ascomycota; Sordariomycetes; Sordariales; Chaetomiaceae
Exons: 2
Coding region: 1-1053 (350 amino acids)
Source: RefSeq, a predicted model, not a curated record